Molecule: messenger RNA, 997 nt
Organism: Moneuplotes crassus
Lineage: Eukaryota; Ciliophora; Spirotrichea; Euplotida; Euplotidae
Source: the annotation of a GenBank genome assembly
AAACAAGGAAUUAUGAAAAGAUCACAUACAUUUAGGAAGAUUGUUCACUCUGAAGAGGCCAAAACUGGAUGCAGAAGGAAGAUUAAGGCCCUAGAAAGACCUCAGAUUGUGACCCAGAUUGAUACCAUUUUGGAGACCUGUAAAAGUUGGAAAUUUGACAAGGACUGUACUGCAGAGGUUAAGUGAGUGAGGAAGAAAACGCCCAGUGAAAUUAAAUUUUUAGAAGAAAUGUUCCUAGGAGACCCUGAUUGGAGCAGUAAAACAGUCCAGAUAUGCAAAAAGAUGCUGGAUUUGAGUACAGAUCAGGUGUAUAAAUGGGGAUAUGAUAAGAAGUUACAGCUGAGGAAGAAGAGCAAGAAGUCUACGAGUCAGUCUAUGAUAAGAGAAAUCUCAAUGGAAUUAAAAAGAGAAGUGUUUUUAGCAGCAGAUCUUAAAGCCUAUGUCUCUGAUUUAGUCGAUUGGUACAACAACUGAAGUAUUUGUCCUUCACUAAAUGAUGUUUCCUUAAUUCUCCAGGAAGCUGAAAAAGCUGCUUCAAAAGCCUCAAAAAUAACCAAGAUUUUAUGUGUUGCAAAGUCAAAGGAAAUUUCAGAAAAUCAUAGAAACUGUAUAAAUGACAAAGAUCUGUCUCAAUAUACACAAGAGGAAUCGUCUUAUCCAUUUAGGCCAUUUCACAAGAGCUCUCAGAGUCUCUUUGAAGACUUUGAAACCAUCAGUCGUUGUGACUUUUCUCGUAAAGAAGAGGAAUGAUAUGACUAUCAAAUUCACCAAAAUUCAGAGGACUUGGAUCAUCUCUGCUAUCUUUCUGAUGAAAAUUGUCCUGGAAAGGAUCAAUCCUUUCUCCCAGACUUUCUCAGAAGUUUUGACUAAAUCCAUGAGAAGCUUCACAUGGCUGAAUCUUUCUCCAGCACUAGACCGCUAAUGCUCGUGAAUAGUCUUGAGUCAGCCUCAAAACCAAUUGCGUAAUUUAUACUUAACUAAGUGAUAAUUUGAAAUU